AUGCUUCAAGUCUUGACUCUACAGAGAGAAAAAAGUAUCCAUUCACGACGCACUGUGAACGAUGAAUUGAUUACUUCUGCGCUGCGUAGUGACAAUGGCAAAGGUCAGUGCUUUUUUUAAUUGUUCCCAGAUUUUUGGCAAAAUUAGAAUUGUUCCUUUUGCAAGGAACCUUUAUUUCGUAACAAUGCCCUAUUUCGUUACAUUAAGAAACUAAGCCGUUAUUUAUUGACGCUAAAAGGAACUAAAAAGGUCAGUUUCCUAAUUGUAUCUUAUCAGAAAAAGCAUUCUGUCGCAUCGGUUUCAGCUGUUGUGGUAUCAAAGGGUUGAGAAAUAAUCUGCGUAAAUGUUUAAACAUGAGCCGCAGGUUUAAUAGCUCAGUACAGUCAGUACUGAAAAAAUAAUUUUAAAAAGUAGGACAGAAGAGGUAGUUUCACGGAACGAUCAUGAAAAUAACGUGCUGAAUUCUCCCUUAGUUGCAGAAAAUAACGUUCGUCAAAAACGCAACGCCAAAAAUGUAAACAAGAAAUCAAACGUCAGUGAAAUCGUCAGUCGUGAGUAUAUCAAAAGAGAAGUUCGGCUAGCGAUAAGUAACCUGGCCUGCGUGGUGUAUUGCCCGAAGGGAGUCAGGGGAAGACGAGGCAGGCCUGGUCCCCCAGGUAAACACGGGCCAGCUGGGCCUCAGGGACCACAAGGAGCAAGAGGAACUCAAGGAGAUCAGGGUCCUCCUGGACCAAAAGGUGAUAAGGGCCCUCAAGGACCCAAGGGUGAUCCUGGUGAAUCCAUCUCAGCUCCUUUGAUUGUGUCACCUCCGAUGUCCAUCGUCGUAAACAAAACUGGUAUAGCGUCACUGCAGUGUGGGGUCAAAGGAAAUCCAGUGCCCCAGGUCACGUGGCUGAAGGAAAAUUCCAGUCUUCCCUCCGAUAAACGAAUCAUGCGAUCACGUGGUGACCUUGUGAUAAGAGAUGUGACGUCACAAGACGGAGGAGAGUACACAUGUAGGGCAAGAAAUAUUCUUGGAGUCGUGACUUCAUCGGCCACAUUGACUGUUCAAGGUAAUUACUUUUAA
Molecule: messenger RNA, 1066 nt
Organism: Porites evermanni
Lineage: Eukaryota; Metazoa; Cnidaria; Anthozoa; Scleractinia; Poritidae
Source: the annotation of a GenBank genome assembly